Molecule: messenger RNA, 3492 nt
Organism: Galeopterus variegatus (Sunda flying lemur)
Lineage: Eukaryota; Metazoa; Chordata; Mammalia; Dermoptera; Cynocephalidae
Product: E3 ubiquitin-protein ligase HERC2-like
Exons: 25
Biological process (GO): protein ubiquitination
Cellular component (GO): cytoplasm; membrane
Molecular function (GO): ubiquitin protein ligase activity
Source: RefSeq, a predicted model, not a curated record
AUGUGUUCUCUCGACUCUGCUCAGAACCUGACGGAUGCAUCAGAUGAAAUAGGACAGUCUGCAGUAUCUUGUGGCCGUUCAGGAAAACAGCUGAAGCGUUGUCACAGCAGUCAGCCAGGAAUGCUGCUGGACAGCUGGUCCCGCAUGGUGAAGAGUCUAAAUGUGUCGUCCUCGGUGAACCAGGCCUCUCGUCUGAUUGAUGGCAGCGAGCCCUGCUGGCAGUCAUCUGGGUCACAAGGAAAGCACUGGAUUCGUUUGGAGAUUUUCCCAGAUGUUCUUGUUCAUAGAUUAAAAAUGACAGUAGACCCCGCUGACAGUAGCUACAUGCCUUCCCUUGUUGUGGUAUCAGGCGGCAAUUCCCUAAAUAACCUAAUUGAACUGAGGACAAUCAAUAUUAACCCCACUGACACCACAGUGCCCCUUCUGAGUGACUGCACAGAGUACCACAGGUAUAUUGAAAUUGCAAUAAAGCAGUGCAGGAGCUCAGGAAUUGACUGUAAAAUCCAUGGUCUUAUCCUGUUGGGACGGAUCCGUGCAGAGGAGGAAGACUUGGCUGCAGUUCCUUUCUUAGCUUCAGAUAAUGAAGAGGAAGAAGAUGAUAAAGGCGGCAGUGGAAGCCUUGUUAGAAAGAAGGCUGCAGGAGUGGAAUCGGCAGCUACAGUAAGAACCAAAGUGUUUGUGUGGGGGCUGAAUGACAAGGACCAGCUGGGCGGGCUGAAAGGCUCCAAGAUAAAGGUUCCUUCUUUCUCUGAGACUCUGUCUGCCUUGAAUGUGGUACAGGUGGCUGGUGGUUCUAAAAGUUUGUUUGCAGUGACUGUGGAAGGGAAGGUAUAUGCCUGUGGAGAAGCCACUAAUGGCCGGCUGGGCCUGGGUAUGUCAAGCGGAACGGUGCCCAUCCCACGGCAGAUCACGGCUCUCAGCAGCUACGUGGUCAAGAAGGUGGCUGUUCACUCAGGUGGCCGGCAUGCUAUGGCUCUAACGGUUGAUGGGAAAGUGUUUUCAUGGGGUGAAGGUGACGAUGGAAAACUUGGACACUUCAGCAGAAUGAACUGUGACAAGCCAAGGCUGAUAGAGGCCCUGAAAACCAAGCGGAUCCGGGAUAUUGCUUGUGGGAGCUCGCACAGUGCAGCCCUCACAUCUAGCGGUGAACUGUACACCUGGGGCCUUGGAGAGUAUGGCCGGCUGGGACAUGGGGACAAUACAACACAGCUGAAGCCCAAAAUGGUGAAAGUCCUUCUUGGUCACAGAGUAAUCCAGGUUGCAUGUGGAAGUAGAGAUGCACAGACCCUGGCUCUGACCGAUGAAGGUUUGGUGUUUUCCUGGGGUGAUGGCGACUUCGGAAAAUUGGGCCGGGGAGGAAGUGAAGGCUGCAACAUUCCCCAGAACAUCGAGAGACUAAACGGGCAGGGUGUGUGCCAGAUUGAGUGUGGGGCCCAGUUCUCCCUGGCGCUCACUAAAUCGGGAGUGGUGUGGACGUGGGGGAAGGGGGACUACUUCCGGCUGGGCCACGGCUCUGAUGUGCAUGUGCGGAAGCCGCAGGUGGUGGAAGGGCUGAGAGGGAAGAAGAUUGUGCACGUGGCUGUUGGGGCCCUGCACUGCCUGGCAGUCACAGACUCAGGGCAGGUGUACGCUUGGGGUGACAAUGACCAUGGCCAGCAGGGCAAUGGCACGACCACGGUGAAUAGAAAGCCCACCCUUGUGCAAGGCUUAGAAGGCCAGAAGAUCACGCGAGUGGCCUGUGGAUCAUCACACAGCGUAGCGUGGACGACCGUUGAUAUGGCUACACCCUCUGUCCACGAACCUGUCCUCUUCCAGACUGCAAGGGACCCUUUAGGUGCUUCCUAUUUAGGUGUGCCUUCAGAUGCUGAUUCUUCUGCUGCCAGUAAUAAAAUAAGUGGUGCAAAUAAUUCUAAGCCAAAUCGCCCUUCUCUUGCCAAGAUUCUCCUGUCAUUGGAUGGAAACCUGGCCAAACAGCAGGCCUUAUCACAUGUCCUUACAGCUCUGCAAAUCAUGUAUGCCAGAGACGCGGUGGUGGGCGCCCUGAUGCCGGCUGGCAUGAUCGCCCCGGUGGAGUGUCCCUCCUUCUCCUCAGCACCCCCUUCCGACACGUCUGCCAUGGCCAGUCCCAUGAAUGGAGAGGAGUGCAUGCUGGCAAUUGAUCUUGAAGACCGACUGAGUCCAAAUCUCUGGCAAGAAAAGAGAGAGAUUGUCUCCUCUGAGGAUGCUGUGACCCCCUCCGCAGUGACCCCAUCUGCUCCCUCAGCCUCUUCUCGGCCAUUUAUUCCAGUGACGGAUGACCCAGGAGCUGCCAGCAUCAUUGCAGAAACCAUGACCAAAGCCAAAGAGGGUGCUGAAAGCCAAAACAAAGCUUCGGGCCCGGAGCCUCAGUCCUUGGAUGAAUUUACCAGCCUGCUUAUCGCAGAUGACACUCGCGUCAUGGUGGACCUGCUCAAGCUGUCUGUGUGCAGCCGGGCUGGAGACAGGGGCAGGGACGUGCUCUCUGCUGUGCUGUCCGGCAUGGGUGUUGCCUAUCCUCAGGUGGCAGAUAUGUUGUUGGAGCUUUGUGUCACUGAGUUGGAAGACGUUGCCACAGACUCACAAAGCGGCCGUCUUUCCUCUCAGCCCGUGGUGGUGGAGAGCACCCAUCCCUACACCGAUGACACUUCCACCAGCGGCACAGUGAAGAUACCAGGUGCAGAGGGACUCAGGGUGGAGUUUGACCGACAGUGCUCCACAGAGAGGCGCCACGACCCUCUCACUGUCAUGGAUGGUGUCAACAGGAUUGUCUCUGUGCGGUCAGGCCGAGAGUGGUCCGACUGGUCCAGUGAGCUCCGCAUCCCGGGGGAUGAGCUGAAGUGGAAGUUCAUCAGUGAUGGUUCUGUGAACGGCUGGGGCUGGCGCUUCACAGUCUACCCCAUCAUGCCAGCCGCAGGCCCUAAAGACCUCCUUUCUGACCGCUGCGUCCUCUCCUGUCCGUCCAUGGACUUGGUGACGUGUCUGCUAGACUUCCGCCUCAAUCUCACCUCCAACAGAAGCAUUGUCCCUCGCCUGGCAGCCUCGCUAGCAGCAUGCGCACAGUUGAGUGCCUUAGCUGCCAGUCACAGAAUGUGGGCCCUUCAAAGAUUGAGAAAGCUGCUUACAACUGAAUUUGGGCAAUCAAUUAACAUAAAUAGACUGCUUGGAGAAAAUGAUGGGGAAACAAGAGCUUUGAGUUUUACAGGCAGUGCUCUUGCUGCUUUGGUGAAAGGCCUUCCAGAAGCUUUGCAAAGGCAGUUUGAAUAUGAAGAUCCUAUUGUGAGAGGUGGCAAGCAGCUGCUGCACAGUCCGUUCUUUAAGGUGCUAGUAGCUCUUGCUUGUGACCUGGAACUGGACACUCUCCCUUGCUGUGCUGAGACACACAAGUGGGCUUGGUUUCGACGGUACUGCAUGGCCUCCCGUGUUGCUGUGGCCCUGGACAAAAGAACGCCAUUGCCCCGUCUGUUUCUUGAUGAG